AUGGCGGCCAAAGACAAGUCGACGCCGGGAGCGGUCGGACACUUCGGCGUGGACUCAAUCAAAGUGAUUGGGGAUCAGUUGGCCAUCUCUAACAUCACAGACGACGCCUCGCGGCUGUUGGCCGAAGACGUGACAUAUCGCGUGAAAUGCAUUCUUCAGGACUCACUGAAGUUUGCGAUGCACUCGAAGCGCCGCACUGUCAACACGUCGGACAUCGACUUCGCCCUCAAGAACAAGAACAUUGAGCCCCUCUUCGGCUUCUGUAACUCAGAUCACAGUCCCUUCCGAUUCGCGUCCGGCGGCGGACGUGAGCUCUACUUCAAUGAGGAGAAGGAAAUCGAUUUGUCGGAAGUGUUGACGGCGUCGACGACACCCAAACUCCCGCAAGACGUGGCCCUCAAAGUCCAUUGGCUGAGCAUUGAUGGCAUUCAGCCGUCGAUCCCUGAAAACCCUCCGCCGCUCUCUCGCGACCAACAGAGGGAAGAGAGCGUCGAUCCGGCGAUGGCUCUGAAGAAGGCGUCGCAACUGAAGCCCAAUCAACAGCAGAAACUGCAACAGAAGAAGAAGAAGCAGAUGGAAAUGGUUAGAGUGAAGCAGUUCGCCACUCAUGAGUUGUCUGUCGAGCAACAGCUCUACUACAAGGAGAUCACCGAAGCCUGUGUCGGCUCAGACGAGGGCCGGCGCUCGGAGGCGCUCCAGUCGUUGACAUACGACCCGGGAUUGCAUCAAAUGCUUCCCCGUCUCUGCACUUUCAUCAGCGAAGGCGUCAAAGUAAAUGUCGUACAAAACAAUUUAGCGCUUCUUAUAUAUCUCAUGCGAAUGGUUAAAGCGCUUCUCGACAACCAUAACCUCUAUCUUGAGAAAUAUCUACACGAACUCAUCCCUACAGUCCUCACUUGCAUUGUCUCCAAACAACUCUGCAAUCGACCCGAUGUUGACAAUCAUUGGACGCUCAGAGACUUCGCGUCACGUCUUUUGUCCCAAAUCUGUAAAAACUUCAACACAACCACUAAUAAUGUUCAGACGAGAGUCACGCAACUCUUGAGUCAGUCCCUCGACAAGGAUCGCCUCCCAAUGGCCUCAUAUUAUGGCGCCGUUUCGGGUCUCUGCGAGUUAGGCACUGAAGUGCAGCGAACUUUCCUUCUCAAGAGGUUGAAAGCCAUCGGAGAGAGAAUUCGUGUCUAUUUCGAGACCUCCAACCUCUCCACCGCUGACAAGUCGGCCGCCGAACACAUCAAACAACUGUUGCUUAAAGUUCUGCCGCAAUGUCUUAAAGUGAGUCCAACUCUUAAUGUCCACAACGUUAUGACAAUUCUUAACUCCAAUUAA
Messenger RNA from Oppiella nova, 1329 nucleotides. The record is from the annotation of a GenBank genome assembly. Lineage: Eukaryota; Metazoa; Arthropoda; Arachnida; Sarcoptiformes; Oppiidae.